CUACACGCAUACACACACAACAUAACACAAAACCAAGAAAAAAAAAGUGAAUGAAGGAAGAUGGAUGAUUUUAGUAGAAGGCAAGCAAGUAUCAAAAGUGUUUUGACAUGUGGAAUUUGUAACAAGCUAUGUAAAGAUGUAACCAUUGUUGAAGAAUGUUGUCAUAGAUUUUGCAAGAAGUGCAUAACAAGGAAGAUAACAGAAGAGAAAUUGAAAUUUUGUCCAGAGUGCAAUUUGGAUCUAGGUGCUUCCCCCUUGCAGAAAAUUAGGCCUGAUCAUCAUGUGCAAGGGAUUAGAGACAUAAUAUCAGCUAAAAGAAGAGAAUUAAUUGAGAGUGGACUCCUCGAAAAUAAACCGAAAAAAGCAGAACCCAAAAAGUUAGCUCAUGAGGACAUCGAUAUUAAUAGUAGUCCCAAUAUGCUCAUUGAUAGUCCACCAAGACCUUCUCCUCCUCCUCCUCCCGCCAUUGCUUCAAGUUCAAGGAGAAAGGAAAAAUCAAUUUCUUCCAUAGUAAAUACUACACCACCUGUUGUUGAUGAUCAUGAUCAUGCUACGAUUCAGGUUGGAAGAAGAGGAAGAAGAAGAGGGUCGCGAAAUAAUACUAAUGCUAAUGCUGUUGCUCGUUUUCAAGAUUCAUCCAAAUUUAACUAUGUUGUUGAUUUGAAUAAGGGAUAUCCACAGGCAGGAAGUUCAACCAUUCCUCUUCUUUCGAGCAAAACUACUCAACAUAAACAACAGAUAAAGGGAGAUCAGUCAGGAAGUUCAAGCAGUACUACUCUUCUUUCAGGCAAAGCUACUCAACAUAAACAACAGGUUGAGAGUUCUGCUUAUGCUGCUGAAUCCUCAAAGAAAAAUAAAAGUGUUAAACCAUUGGAUGGGAUGAAUGACCUAUGGGAACCAUUGCACAAAUUGUUAACAAAAGGUGCCACAUUGGACUUGAAUUCCAACAAAUCCAAGUCUAAAGAGCCUGUUCCAAAAUUCACCACCCCAAUACCAAUCAAUCUUGACGAUGAUGAAGAUGAGAAUGGUGAUGAUGAUGAAGAAGACGAGGAGUAUGUUCCUACUCGCAAAAUUAAGGAACACAAAGUUGGCAAACAUAAUGUUGUUCAAAAAUCAAAUGUUGUUGUUCCGCCACCAGCAGCAACACCACCACCAACAUCACCAACACCAAUGCCAUCAAGUAGUACUAAUGAUAAAGGGAAAGGGAAAAAAGGACGCCGUGGCAGAAAGAAAAAAGAAACAAAUAACCCUCUUCCUCCUCCGUCUCCUCCUCAUGCUGAUGCUGAUGGAUCAAAUAUUAAUGUGGCAAAAGUUCAAGUUAUUAAUGAGGCAGCAUCAGCAGCUACAAGCAGUGGUAAUACUAGAGUACUGAAUGAAAGAGUCCAUCCCAUUUGGUUCACUUUGGUUGCAUCUGAUAAUCAAAAAUGUUCUUCACCGUUACCACAGAUUCCUACCCGCUUCAUAAAGAUCAAGGAUGUAAACAUGCCGUCUUCCUACAUAAUGAAGUACCUUGCGAAAAAACUGAAUCUCCAGAGCCAGGACGAGGUUGAAGUUCGCUUGUUAGGAAUGCCGAUUCGUCCUAAUUUGCCUCUGCAUCAUCUAGCAGAGCUGUGGUUACAUGCAGCACCUACUGCUGAAAAAACAGUAAAAGUUGGAGCUUCUGCGGAAGAAUUUGUGAUGGUUUUGAAAUAUGGUCGUAGCCUAAAUUAAUUAGGCCUCAGUCUAAUUGACCAUUAACAAGAAUUAGUGUACUAUAUUUCAGUUUCUCCUUUUGCUUAAAUAUUAAUAUUUAAGCAAGGAGAAAACUUCUUGUUGCCUGUUCUUAAUUACCUUUGUAUGUUUUUUGUAAACUUGGAUGCUUUUGAGUUACUUGUUUUGUACACUAUAUGUUGUUUUUCAAGAAUUGUGUGUUUUGCCCGCAAGGCAUAGUUGAGUGGUUGAGAGAUGGGUUUCCGAUCCGCGUGGGAAACCAGGGAUCAAAUCCGAUCUCAUCUGUUGCUCAACCAUGAGCUCACGUAGGCUUGCCUAGUGUGGUUUGCAUAACCUGUGCAGUUUGCGAAUUAUUGCACAGUAAGUAGAUUACCACAAAG
This is a messenger RNA of Capsicum annuum, 2090 nucleotides long. RefSeq names its product E3 ubiquitin protein ligase DRIP2. The coding region runs from base 61 to 1710 and encodes 549 amino acids. The record is from RefSeq and is a predicted model, not a curated record. Gene Ontology annotation, molecular function: ubiquitin-protein transferase activity. The transcript is spliced from 9 exons. Lineage: Eukaryota; Viridiplantae; Streptophyta; Magnoliopsida; Solanales; Solanaceae.